ACGUCACCAAAGCCCGAGUGCAGUGUCGCCCUCAUUCGAUCGAUCGAAGAAAGACAUUCAUAUCACUCGUGAAUGAAUGAAGAAACAAGAGAGGGAAAUCCCUUCACUCAGCUCAGAUGUAAUUGAGGCCUUGUUAGAAUGGCUCCCGUACCGAGAAACCAGCGGCGUCAAUUGAAGCUACAAUGUGAAUGGAAUGGUUGCAGUUCAGUGUUAGAGACUACACAAGCCUUCACUGAACAUCUGAUGAACCAUGCUGAAGAAUUCAUUGCUAGUGCACUAUCCAUCGAGAAAUGUCUUGCUGAUGUCGACAUAGAUGAUACUGAUGACUACCAAUGCCAGUGGGAUGACUGUGGAUACGUGACUAACGAAGGAUCGGGAGCUCUGCUCAGGCAUCUGUUAUUCCAUGGCUACCAUACACGGAUCAAAUGGGCUGGGACUGUAGAAAGAGAACGGUGCAAAAUAGAAACAUGUCAGCUGGAACCCCACAGUAGAAACAUCAUCCCUGAAGUCCCAAGUUCUUUUGUAUGUAGUUGGGACGACUGCACGUUUGUGACAAACAAUCCAGAUUUCUUCUACUGUCAUGUUGAGAUGCACAGUCAGAUGGAGGAGCCUAUACAUGGUGUAUUAGAAUGCAGGUGGAGAGAUUGCCAGGUGAAGACCAAGGAUAAGUACAAGCUCCGGGAUCAUCUCCGAUGUCAUUCUCAGGAAAAGAGAUUUGGUUGCAGUCAAUGUGGUGGUCUGUUCAGCAACAGAACCAAGUUCUUCGAUCACAUUCAUCGCCAGGGUAUACUAGAUGAGCCUAAUUUCCAGUGUUCUCAUUGUUCCAAAGUUUUUGCAUCUGAAAGAUUGUUGAGAGACCAUAUGAGACACCAUGUGAAUCACUACAAGUGUCCUUUCUGUGACAUGACAUGUCCGGCGCCCUCUGUGUUGAAGAAGCAUAUCCAGUGGAGACAUUCCUCAGAUCGACCUUUUUCCUGUGAACUCUGCGACCAUGCAGCCAAAACAAGGACAGAUAUGAGGAGACACAUGGAGAGUCAUAAUGCUGGUGAUGCGUAUUCUUGUGAUAUUGAAAGCUGUACAUUCACUGCUAAGACACUGAGCGCACUCAGAACACACUUCAGGAAGUGUCAUUCAGACUUGGAGGAGAAACGAUACUUGUGUCACGUUUGCCAAUCAAAGUUCGCAAGAGGUCAUGCAUUAACCAAUCAUCUUAAAGAGAAGCAUCGCUUCAAGUGGCCCUCUGGUCACGUCAGGUUCAGGUAUAGGGAGCAUGAGGAUGGGUUCUUGAGGCUACAGACGGUACGCUACGAGAGCAUUGAACUCACACAACAGUUCCUACAAGAUACCUCCAUCAAUGCCCCACCCACAGCCCCGCCCUCAGCCCCAACCACUGUCCCACCCACAGCCACACCCACUUCCACAUCCCUGAAGACUAUCCCUGAGGAAGUAACUGCCAAUCACCAGUCAUCUACCACACAAGAAGCAAAGAAAGGAAAGGCAACUAAGAAACGAAGGUCACCACGGAAGGGACGGACCAAGAGAAGAAAGAAGGGUUCCCCUGAGAAAGUCAAUGUUGAGGCUAGCAAGACAGCUUCACCGGAGGAAGAGAUCCUCGAACCAAGCAAUAAAAGGUUCUGUGAUGAAGUGAACUUUGAACCCAGCAAGGUGCAAUAUGUAGAAGAUUCCCAAGGAUCAGUCAUCAUCGUGGAUUACACCCUGGACCUGAAAAACGCAAACGAAUCCGGGAGGAGAGUCUUCGAUGUCGAAGACCUGAACAGCGCCAUCGGUGCCAAAGAAAGACCUGUCCAGUCCAACGAGACAGGGUUGUAUAACAUUGUGCAGGAUCAGGACAGUGCUCACGCCAUCGCGAAGAACAUCCAAGAUAUGUCGUCGAUGACAAGGUCAGGGUCAAAGGUGACAUUAGAGACCGGUGGAUAUCCACUCUCUCAGGUGCAAUAUCAUCAGGAGCUUAGAACCGAUCACCAGACUCAUGUCUUUCCUAUUGAGCAGCUGCAGGGCGUUGAUGUCGAGGAGGAGAGGAGCGGCGAAGAAGGAACUCCGAAGAAACCUGGUAGCGGUGACCUUUCACCUCAGGGUAUAGAUAAUGUGAAGAGCUUGAUGACGAGUGAAGAUGAGAUAAGGAGCCGUUAUCCUGGUUUGGAAGACGAUAGAAUGGCUAUGGCUGUUGAAGCGAUGACAAACCUCUCGAGAGGGUUUGUUAGCUGAUAGAAGUGUGAUGUCACAACCUUAGAAUCCCCUUGGAAACGGGUUCUAAACGGUUUCAAAUUAGUAGCACCGGUGUGUCAUAUUGCAAUAGAGUACCAAAAUAAAAUCAGUCUUAAGUGUGUUGGUUUGUAACUUGAACCAUGUAAAUUUACACUAAUUUCAAUUUGCACAUAAAAACCAAAGAAGCAAGCCAGUAAAUAAAAGACGUUCUAUGAAUUCAAUGCAAGUCUCGUCAUCAAAAUAUUAAUUAGGGUUGAAUUAUGGGACAGAUUCUGCAUAGAAUUUUGAUCUCAGAGUAGUACCUACGCAGGGUGUUUGAUCAUAUUUUCUCUUCCCAAAUGAUGCCUCAAAUACUUUUUUUUUGUCAUGACAGUGGUGAAAACUAUUCCCCUUUUCCCUCAUUUUGGCAAUUUUAAUACCCUUUCUACUUUUUACAGGCUUUUGGGGCCACCUUGUAAUGGUAGUGCCCCCAUCCACCCCUGGGUAAAAUUUGAAGUAAAUCCUGAAAGGAAUUAUGAUGAUGAUGAUGAUAUGUCUUAAUUGCAUGACUCAAUUCUAUUUUCCAUAUUGAAAAUAUCUUAAGCAUAAUCAAUAGGGAAAUGAAAAGAAUAAUUGUAAAGAUCUUACUUGCUUGUAUUAAUAGCACCUCUUAUUCAAGGCCUGGUCCCACUGGCCGACGGACACAAAACGUACUCAUAACGGAUACAGCGGACAAGCAAAAUUUCGCGGUGGCUCCAUCCGUUUCCACCCGCUCCAGACAAUGGACAUAAUGUGCGAACAGUGAAAUAACUUGGACAGAGAUGCUCGAUGGAUAUAGAGCGUAUGAAACGCAUAUGCAUACAGUACACAACGGAUACAUAACAUUUUCCAACGGAUGGCAAGAUUCUUUUCCGUUUUACAUUCUCUCUGCAUCUGUAAGUGCAGUGGGACCAAGCCUUUACAUUGUUGCAAGUCUCUGAUUAUUAGCACUCUUUACAUGUAAUAAUGCAGCAUAAACCACUCUGGAUUUAUAAGAGCAGAUGUUACCCGUGCUGCAUUUCAAGGACUACAUUCGUACUAGGUCUAUUACAAAUGACAUAGUAGUACAUCAUUCCACUUAUGAUCUUUGUGUUUGAUGAUAAUAGAUUAUUCUCAUUGAUUGUCAAUAAAUAUUUUAAUUCAUUAUCACAUGUUCUUGCCACUGGCAGACCUUCAUUUUUGAGGAGCGCGAUUGCGCCGGCGCUCCUUAAAAAAAAUGAGAACAAAAAAUCGCGCUCCUAAAAAAAAAAAAAAAAACACCUUCACAAAAAGGUACUGAAAUUUAACAUUUUACAUCUUUAUAUUCAUGAAAUAGGCAUCUAUUUUCCAUAAUUCCUUGAAAUUAUUUUGAUUAAGUUAGAAACUACCGAAGAAAUGAAGAAUAUUCACCUCUUUCCUGACUCUGAUUUGAUGUUAAACUCGGUAAAAAUUGUAGUCCCAUAUGUAGAUUUUCAUGGUGUUGACCAAGUGUAAAACGAUCAAUAACGAUCAAAACGAUCGAACGAUCUUUUUCAGUUAAUGUUGCAACACCAUGGAAGUCUACAUGUGGGACUACAAUAUUUACCGAUCGUAACAUCAUCAAUCAGAUUUAAGAAAGAGCUUAAUAUUCUUCAUUUUACUAAUAGUCUUCAACUAAAUCAAAAUAAUUUCAAGGAAUUAUGGAAAAUAGAUGGCCAUUUCAUGGAUUUAAGAUGUAAAAUGUGAAAUUUUAGAAAUUUUUUGUACAGUAUUUUUCUUUAAGUUUUUUUUUUAAGCAGGAGCGUGAUAUUUUAUAAACGUAUUGACCCAGGCCUUGUUUCACCACAGAAUAAUAGCUACACAUCUAUUGUAUUUACAAUUUAAAAAAUUUAAGAAAAAUCUACAAUUUAUCAUACAUGUAUUGUAUUGAAUUGAUUUGAGCUCCUCAAGGAGAGCGAUUCUGAGGAGCUCAAUUGAGCUCCUGG
Lytechinus pictus (painted urchin) is the source of this 4187-nucleotide messenger RNA. RefSeq names its product histone H4 transcription factor-like. NCBI's taxonomy places the organism in Eukaryota, Metazoa, Echinodermata, Echinoidea, Temnopleuroida, Toxopneustidae. The coding region runs from base 139 to 2226 and encodes 695 amino acids. The transcript is spliced from 11 exons. The record is from RefSeq and is a predicted model, not a curated record.